ACAAAAAUAAACAAUUUAAAGUGAAACUUUUAGAUUUUAGGACCCUUUAAGAUGUCAACUUGUCAAGUAUUUGAAACAAUACAAAAAUUCAUUUAUAAUAUUAAUCAAUUUAGAUUUUAGAAAAUACAAGUUUUGUAAAUUUACAUGUAAAUAUGAUUUUCUUCAAUUUUGUCCUUUAUGUUCUGGAAUUGCUUGGGUAUUUUAACUUUUAGGAUCAAAAUGGAAGGAUCUGAAGAAAAAGGUUUCUCCGAAGUCAACUCUGUAGGACGGGUUGAACAGGCUGGAGUAGAACAUGGACGGAGUGUAGCGGAACUUCAAAGUAGAACCGGAACUGAGAAAGGACGUACCGGAGCAGAGGAAGGAACAAAUGAUUCUCUUGUGAUAGACGAGGAUAAACAAAACGACGAAGAUGAGAAUGAGUUUGAACCUACCGUGGAGAUGAUUAUGAAUGAGUUUGAUGAUGAAAGAACUAUUGAGGAGGAGGAGGAGUUGGGACAGGAGGAUGAACAAGAGGAGAUCAAUGCUCUGGAGAAGGAGCAAGAUAUGCCCAUAGAGGAACUACUCAAACUCUACGGAUACAAACAGCCGGAGAAGAAGGAGGAAGAGGAGGAGGAUGAAGAGGAGGUAGAAGAAGAGCAGAAAGAGGAGUCUCCUAUGGAGAGGUCGGAGUCUGAACCUGAAACUGAAGCACGAGGAGAGAAGAGAAGUUUUUCUACUUCUCCUCCAGUUAAGAAACCAAAAUCAGAGCUUGCAAGGUUUUAUGAGUCUUCGGUGGAGGGCCGGAGUCUGCGUAGCUCCGGUGGGUUGGUUCAGGAGGAGGAGGAAGAAGAAGAGGAAAGUGAAGAGGAGCCGGAGGAGGGAAAGGAUUUCUCCUGGAAGAAAACGAUCAUGAUCGGUCCAUCCUACCAGGCAUCUGUACCCUCCGGAUUAAGUAAUUAUGAUGAUACCCUGCCUUAUGAGAAUGACGAUAAACAGCUGUGGGAUCCGACCCGACUCUCCGAGGAGGUGGCCAAGGAGUAUCUGUCCAAGUCCUUGGAGACCCAAGGAGCCGGUGGAGCUAUGGGUGUCAACGGAAUACCAAAUGGGAGUCAUGUGAGGGAUGAUGAACAGGCAUUGUUCCUUCUCCUCCAGUGCGGUUAUAAUAUGGAGGAAGCUCUACGCCGCAAGCGGAUGAAUGCGGUUCCGCCAGCGGACACAAUGUCUCUGUGGUCCGAGGAGGAGUGCCGAGCUUUCGAGACUGGUUUGCGGGUUUACGGAAAGAAUUUCUACAACAUCCAAAACCAGAAGGUUGGAACAAGAGCAGUUGGAGAGCUGGUUCAAUUCUAUUAUCUGUGGAAGAAGACGGAGCGUCAUGAUGUUUUUGCAAAUUCUUUCCGGAUAGAGAAGAAAAAAUAUACUCUACAUCCGGGUACUACCGAUUACAUGGAGAGGUUUAUGGAUGAACAGGAGACAGGACGGGAUAGAUCUGUGAGUCCAAACUAUCAUUCCUUGAUAUAUGGCGAUACUAAAAAGAAAUCUGAAGGUAGAUUGGGAGAUACGAACGGAGAUUCCGAGCCGAUCGGUUCCACUGACUGACCGGCGGACUAGCCUCACCAAAUUAUGUACAAAUAUUUGCACGUUAGACUAGAUUGAACUCAUUUUGUAAUAAAUAAUUAAAUAUUAAA
Molecule: messenger RNA, 1664 nt
Organism: Eurytemora carolleeae
Lineage: Eukaryota; Metazoa; Arthropoda; Copepoda; Calanoida; Temoridae
Product: mesoderm induction early response protein 1
Exons: 7
Coding region: 178-1575 (465 amino acids)
Biological process (GO): negative regulation of transcription by RNA polymerase II
Cellular component (GO): nucleoplasm
Molecular function (GO): histone deacetylase binding; transcription corepressor activity
Source: RefSeq, a predicted model, not a curated record